This is a messenger RNA of Microtus ochrogaster (prairie vole), 5801 nucleotides long. It is a transcript of the gene Ankrd31, whose product is annotated as ankyrin repeat domain 31. The record is from RefSeq and is a predicted model, not a curated record. Gene Ontology annotation, molecular function: protein binding. NCBI's taxonomy places the organism in Eukaryota, Metazoa, Chordata, Mammalia, Rodentia, Cricetidae.
ACGCUGCGCGCGCGGCGUUUGGCAUCAGCGGCCCGGAGAGGCUUUUCCUCUUGGCUCUAGUUUUGUUGUUUUAAAUUCCCUACCGCGAAAAGCAAGCAAAAGGCGUGCGGAUAAGGGGAAACUAGAGGAGGAGAUUACUAUAACCCUCGAGUGAGGGGCGAAGAUGGAGAAAGGUGCCCAGGCUUCAGAGUGUGACAGUGAUGAAACAGUGAUUGAGGGGUCGGUGACAGAGAACGAACUGGAAGAUGAGGAGCUGCCCUGGAGAAGGUUGCUCUUGAAUCGAGACCCGUCUUUUAAAUCUGAGUUCUGUCUUCAUUCUGGUGAAAAUGGAAUGUGGAAAGGCAUGCCUUCUCCUGAGAUCCAGCUUGGGCUCAAAUUCCUUUCCAGAAAGGACUCAGAAGAGCAAAAGAAUAAAAAUAAGGUGAUGCCGACUCUUAGUGAGGACCUGGUGUUGCAGGAUCCUCAAGAUGAAGCAACACAAAAUCAAAUUCUGUUACAAGAAGAAUUCCCAGCAUUCUCUCUGCCGUCUCCUCACCCUGAAUUUUCCUGGAGCCACCAGAAGACUGGAGGUCCUGAAGCUGAAAAUGGUGAAUAUUUACCACAUCCAGGAAAGGAACUAAGUGAAAACACAGAUUCCCCUGAAAUUAGUCUUCUCUCUGGUACUUCACUUAUGGCAUCUGAUUUGGUUACACCAAAGGAGAAAUCAUUUGCAAAGCCAGUGAAGACCUUAGCUGUACCAAAUACAUUUUUUGAACCUGAACAGGAAGUAACACUGACCAUGACAUCUAAAGAAACCAAAGAUGAAGAAAGCUCUCUUGAAACAUUUGUGUCUGCUUUAGAAAGAUUACUAGAAUCGCCAGAAGGCACCCAAGAAGAAACACUGCUUGAAAUAGCGAAUGAUUUCAAUCCUCAAGAAUUGAAGAACCCAUUGAGCAACUCCUUGAGUUCUGUGUCAGUCCCUUUGAAUGACUUGUCAGCAUGUUGUAGAGAUGUACUAGAAAACACGAAGAAUGGUGAUGCAUUGCCUGCUGAAUUGCUGGCAACCAUCAACAUGCUACCAGGUGACAAUGUAGAACCUGGACCUGUAGGACCCAUCUGUCAAGGACAAGAGAAAAGCAGCAGUGUUAGUGGUGGAAACGGAUGUUUAGAAGUGCAACCUACCAUGUCUCAGAUAGAUGAAGACUGCACACAGAUAGUACAGACUAUAGAAGACCCAAAACCAUUUAAAUUGCAAACAAGGACUCAUGAAAAUACCACGUCUUAUGAGCAACUAAAUGAUAAGGGAAAUUCAGAUACCGUAAAAAAUACCUCUGUCCAGGAAACACCCCAUGUACUCAGAAGAUCAUCUAGACUGGAAAAACUGAAAGCAAGCAGAGAUGUGGCACAUACAGAUGUGUUGAAAAUGCCAGAAAGUAUUUCAUCAAAACCACUUAGUUGUGAGGAUCAAAUACAUAACAUAUUUGCAACUGAGAAUUUCAGAAUGCAGGGUUCUGUCUUAAAGACUGACAGUAAGAGGAAGAAUAUGCAUUUAUCCAGAUUCAAGAGUGAACAGAGAAAGAACAAUGAACAACUUAAAAUAAAAAAUGGGAAAGGGAAGAUGAAUAAAAUGUGUCCUUGUAGUAUAAACCGGAGAAACGUUUUUGGAGAGAAUUUGCUGUAUAAAGCUACUCUUCAUAAUGAUGUUGAUCUGGUUCGCAGUUGCAUAAAAAAUGGUGGAAAUGUCAAUCAGCCGAAUUAUGCUGGUUGGACAGCACUUCAUGAAGCUAGUGUAGGAGGAUACUAUCAGACAGUAAGUGCGCUAUUAGAGGGUGGAGCAGAAGUGAAUGUCAAGGGAAAGUACCAGAUUACUCCCCUGCACGAUGCUGUGAUGAAUGGACAUUACCAGGUGGCGGAGUUACUUCUUCUGAAUGGAGCUGACCCAUUACUUAAAAGUGACCGUGGAACAUGUGCUUUAGAUGAGGCCAAGGAUUCCUUUAUGGAGAAUCUCCUUAGGAAAUACAUUCCUAAACAUAAAAACCAUCACCUGUCAGCUCAAAGGAAGAGCACUGACCCAGCAUAUGUAGACGAUAUAUUCCAGUACAAGAAACCAAAAUUAAGUUCUAAUAAUCACACUGAGUUUAUUUGUAGUGAAAAUUCUAAUAGACAGGAACCAGAACAUGUAGAAAUCAAUAAAGAAAGAAACAAUUUACCUGUAAAUAAAGAAUAUGUAUAUGAACAUUGCCAGAAAAAUACCAUAGAAUUUGGAAAUUCCAAGCCUAGACAAUCAACUAUUAACCAAAUAGACUCUACAGGACUCAGAAGGAGCAGAGUCCACAGUGUGAAAGACAGCAGAACUAAUGUGUCUAAAAGUAAAAGAGGAAGAAAUACACAACAUGAAAAGACUCAAACAGAUGACAGAGACUGCAGUUUAAGUCAGGGAACAGCUAUUUCCUCUUCCAGGGGAAUGGAUAAAUUUCUCACUCAGCAGCAGCAUAUCGCUCUAACCCUUGAUGACCUUCCAAAAGAGUCUUGUGAACUUUCUACCCCAGCUCUACCAAGCUUGAAAAAUGAUGCAGAUAACAAUAAUGAGGCUUGUUUAAAUUCCAAAAAGCCAAAUACCAGCAAUCUGGAUUUAUCAGAUAGUCAAGAAAUGCAAUUCUUAGAGUCCAUUGAUCAAACUAAAGCUGUUUCCUUUUCUGAACUUUCAUUAUAUAAAGAAAUAAAAUUACCACAUGUAACUGCAGAUCAACAACCUCACACAAACCGAGAGCAAUGCAGCAGCCCAUGUAAGCCCCCUGAAAACCAUAGCUCAGAUGAAAAAGGCAAGAACCUUAAUGAAUGGGAAGAUUCUUUCCUCUCCUUUAUAAAAGGAGGCUUUGCUGACAGUGAUGGUGAUUGCCACAACUCUGUCAAGUCUGCGGCAUCUCAGGAAGAGUGCAUGGCCGUCUGUCAUAAUGAAGAAACCACAACAGAUGGAGAAAAAAUGAACUCACGAUUGUUUUUAUCUUCUGAAAACUAUUCUUUACAAGAAAAUGAGCUAAAAGCAGGUAGCCAAACUACAUAUCCACAGGAGAAAGCUGUUAAUUAUUGUGAUUUGAAUGAUACAUUAAUUUAUAAACAACCUAUUCCAAAUCAUAAACAGUGUACAUAUGGGAUUUCUUUUGAUUACUCAUAUGCAAUUUCUGAGCACAAUUAUACGUCUUGUACAAGAUCACCUUCAAAACAGCAAGUUUCACAGUUGACUGGUCAAGUGGAGCUAUUAAAAGUAUUCCAGGAUAAUUCCCACAGUGAGCCAACUCUGUUAGUUAAUCAAGUUAAUACAUAUAAUGUGGAAAAGAAGCAAGACACUAAGAGGAAUUAUACCAUAGAAGGCCAAAAACCAAGUUCUUCACAUAGUCCUUUACACACUCAUUCUCAAGUAAUAGAAGUAACUAAAGCUGAAGAAAGGAGUCAAGACCUUCCAGAGAAUGAGCUCGUGAGCAAUACAGAUUUUCAUUCCACUGACAAUAUGAAUAAAGAAUUGACCAACUCUAUACACCUUGAUCAAGGAGAAGAGAAGGAAAUUGCUCACAAAUCAGAUGAGGAGUUAACUACGAAUACCAGUAGAGCUGAAAGAACUGUAAGAAAUUGCAGGGAGGAAAAGGAAAAUGUGGGUUCAGCAACUCAAAUGCCUUGUGAUACCCAAGACCAUGGAAGAGACCAGAAUUUCAGAGAAAGAAAAGGUUCCUUGAAAGCUCCCUGCAGCCAAGUUGCAGAAGUGAACACAGCUGGAAUCAGGAAGAGGAAUGCCAAAGGAGAGAGCCUGCUGCAUGUGGCUUCCAGAGGAGGAGAUCUGUCCCUAGUGAAGGUUCUAAUAGCAUCUGGAGCAGACGUAAAUCUAAAAGAUAAUACAGGUUGGACACCCCUUCAUGAGGCAUCUAGUGCGGGAUUUAAUGAUGUAAUUAUUGAGCUAUUAAAAGCUGGUGCAAAUGUAAACUGUGAAAAUGUAGAUGGAAUGCCGCCUUUACAUGGCGCUGCUGUGGGCAAUCAUUUAAAGGCAGCUGAGACACUCCUAGAACAUGGAGCAAACCCUAAUCAGAAAGAUCAGAAACAGAGGACUGCUUUGGAAGAAGCAGAUGAUGAAAAAAUGAAAGACCUACUAAGAUCUUAUGGUGCUGUUGAAACCAGUAAUGGAGAUGAGGUCGGCUCUACAGUGCCUGUAAAACAUCCUGCUCUCCGACCAAAAAGAUGUAAGCCAUGUCCUUGUGAUGAUGGAAAAACCAUUGCUCCUCCUUCCCCCUUACGCAAAGCUAAGAGAAGUGAAAACCUCCCUGCGCAUCAGACCAUCAGUGCUAUUUUACAAGACAUAGAAGAAAAACAAGAAAACUUAUUAAAGCUUGAAAUAAGAGACUCUGAAGAUGCAGAACAAUACAUUGGAAAGAUGUUAGAGAUAAAAGAAAUUAUGGAUGAUAUACUUGCUCAACAGAAGACAGAAAGGGAUGAUCUAGCUAAAAAAUACAGGGUAUCCAUGGAGUCAUUUAAGCAUGGGGCCCUGAGAGAACAACUGUCUAACUUGGCCACAAGACAAAAGAAGCUUUUAGUUGUGGCAAAGAAACAGAAAAAGAUAAGACUGAAAAUUCAAAACUAUAAGAAUUCCAAGCCAUUGUCUGGUAUUAAGAAGCGUACAUGUAGCUCAGACAUCUCUAGUGAGAAGAAGAGCCAAGAAUCUCCUAGUAUGAAAAACUCAGCAUAUCCCCAGUCAGACUUACUUUCUCCUGUCAGUCUUUCUGCUAUUUCUCCUGUCAAUAGAAACAUGGAAGAAAUACCAUUGUCGAUGGAAAUGAAAAAAGAACUCUCUGGAAAUGAGAUGAAUUCUAAACAAAAUGUCCAAGAUUGUGCCUUGGAUGGACUAUUGAAAUCCAGACUCACAGAUGGCACUGAGAAAACUGGAUUAUCAUCCCAGCCUGUUGCUUUUGUUCCUCAAGCAGGAAAUUCACAAGCAGAAAGUAGUUUAACAGAAACUCUGGUCAAAGGCUAUGAACCUGAUGGUUCUCCUGCAGUGACUGGCACUCUAAGUAUUUCAGAAGAUAAAAGUGUGCUUUCCCAAAAUGAUGCCUGUCCACCAGCUGUUCCUCAGAAUUUGGACCUUUCCCGUUGUAAUCCAAAAAGAAGAAACAAGAAAACAGCUUCCAAUCAACCAUCUGUAGGAACAUCAGAACCUCUGGCUCAUCAAGCGGUUACUGUCUUAGACACUGAUACUGUGCAGCGUGUGAAUAGCGUUCCGAUCCCUCCUUCCUCUGGGUCUGUUCGUCAACAGCCUAUUAAAAAGCCACCUCACCACAGCACAGCUCCUAAAAAGAAAAAUAUGCAGCUGAAAGAUUUGCUAGUACGUGGAAGAAUUAAUACAGGAAAGGACAUUCUGGAAUUUAAAACACAGGAGACUACCCACAAAGCCAGUAUUUUACUGAGUGGUAAACUUAAGGUAGAAAACGGUCAGAUUUAUCAGAACCCAGUUACCUGGCUCAAGGAUCUUCUGGGAGGUGGCAAUUAUGUGACCUGGAAUUAUGCUUGGAGUAAGGUAACAUACCUUGGAAAGGAGCUUUUGAAGUAUGUUUCCGAAGAAGAGCCUGUUCCUCCAGAGCCAUGUAACACACCUCAGCAGCAGCAGCCUUGCCUCCCAGGCACUUCCGGAAAGUCAGUGCAAAGUUUCCCUCAUUAUCUACAGAUAAAAGAAAUACUUGCAAUCAGCGACCAAGAGCUUCUGCCAAGCCAUGUAAUGGAGCAGCACUGGAAGUUCUAUGUGGAAUGUAAGACGCUACCGUUCUGAAGCCGGGGUUUCUGAA